ACACCUGAAAGCCAUACAAUUCGUUACAAUUCAAACAAACAACAAAUCGACUCUGUUCCCAAACAAAAAUCAACAUUUAUUUGAAGUUCUAAAAAUUAGUUUCCUACCAUGGCUGAUCGCCAAAAACGAGAAGUUACCUUAUUGAAGGGCCAUUCCGCGGACUAUGAGUGUAGCCAAGCAUUGCGUCAGAAUAAUUUGAAUCCCAUUUACAUACCGCCAUCGCAAGUUGUUAUGAAGAACCUGGAUGUGUUGAAGGCCAAACUUGAGGAGCCGCACAGAUAUGCCGGAAUCAUCUUUUCCGGAACGCGCAGUGUCCAGGCCGUGUACCAAGCAUUGGGCAAUGGUAUGAUGCCUAGUUGUUGGCGUGCCCUGCAUAACUAUGCCUUGGGCGGGAAUACCCAUAGCAGUGCAUACAUGAGUCUUCGGAACUUGCCGACUCUUGGGGAUCGUGCGGUGAGUGCCCACAAUCUAUGUGAUCUGAUUGUGGAAACCAUUGGACCGAAGAGGGAUUUGCCACUGCUACUGCCCUGCGGGAAUGAGGCUAGUAAUACUCUGCGUGUUCGACUGGUGGCACAGGGAUUUCGUGUGGAUGCCUGUGAGGUGUACGAAAAUCAAAUCCAUCCGAAUUUUAAAGACGAUAUGAAAAAGGCCCUCAAGUCCAAGCACCUGGAGACAAUAGUCUUCUACAGUCUGGCUAGCGUGAAGAGUGCCUUGGAGUUUUUCGGCAAAUAUAAGGUUUCUGUUAGCGACCGAAAACUGAUUGCUGUUGGGGCCGCUGCUCAAAAGGCCAUGAUGGAGGCAAAACUUCCUGUGAGCGCUGUGGUGGAUUCCAAUAGCGUGGAUCAGUUGAUCAAUGCCAUCAAACACUAAUUUAUAUGUGAAACUGUUAGCACAUUUUAUAUAAAUUUUUAAUUUUUUAAUUGUUUUCCUGGUAUAUGUACAAGCAUACUCGAAAUUUUGUUGAUGUAUUUCAGCGUAAAUUAUA
Molecule: messenger RNA, 985 nt
Organism: Drosophila obscura
Lineage: Eukaryota; Metazoa; Arthropoda; Insecta; Diptera; Drosophilidae
Gene: Uros2
Product: uroporphyrinogen-III synthase
Exons: 1
Coding region: 109-870 (253 amino acids)
Biological process (GO): uroporphyrinogen III biosynthetic process
Molecular function (GO): uroporphyrinogen-III synthase activity
Source: RefSeq, a predicted model, not a curated record